This is a messenger RNA of Glarea lozoyensis ATCC 20868, 828 nucleotides long. Its product is annotated as Thioredoxin-like protein. Bases 1 to 828 code for a protein of 275 amino acids. The record is from RefSeq and is a predicted model, not a curated record. The transcript is spliced from 3 exons. Gene Ontology annotation, molecular function: 2 iron, 2 sulfur cluster binding. Lineage: Eukaryota; Fungi; Ascomycota; Leotiomycetes; Helotiales; Helotiaceae.
AUGUCAACUCUAUUAGAGAUCAAGUCGGAGGAAGAAUGGCAUAAACAUACGGCCUCGUUGCCGUCCUCGACCUUGCAAAUCAUAUCUUUCCACGCACCGUGGGCCGCGCCAUGCACUCAAAUGCGGACGGUUCUCGAGACCCUUGCGUCGUCAUAUCCAGUUACCGAGCCUCUUUCAACUUCGUGGGUUUCGAUGAACGCUGAAGAGGUCAUGGAUGUCAGUGACUCUUUCGAUGUUACUGCCGUCCCCUACCUCGUUCUCACCCGUAAUAACCAAGUCUUGGAGACCGUUAGUGGAAGUGACGCUACCAAGGUCCGAGCCGCGAUCGAGAAACAUGCCAAAUCAUCAGGGGGCUCCAGCAACGGAAGCACUGCAGCCGCCAACAAUAGUGGAAGCGUAGCAAAGAAUCUCAGUUCAUAUACACCCACGGCGGCAGAUCCUGCAACAGCACCUCAGUAUUCGUCCGGCGAGGUAAAAGAAGAUAAGGAGGCAUUACAUGAGCGGCUAGCAACCCUGGUCAAGGCUGCUCCUGUCAUGCUAUUUAUGAAAGGAACACCAAGUGCACCCCAAUGUGGGUUUUCAAGGCAAACGGUUGCUUUGCUUCGGGAGAAUUCUGUCAAGUAUGGCUUCUUCAAUAUCUUAGCAGAUGACGAUGUGAGGCAAGGAUUGAAGGAAUUCUCGGACUGGCCGACGUUCCCACAGCUUUACGUUGAUGGCGAGCUUGUUGGUGGUUUAGAUAUUGUCAAAGAGGAAAUGGCAAACGACCCGGAUUUUUUCAAGGCGUAUAGUGUUCCCAAAAGCACACCUGACUCUGCGGCUGCUUCAUAG